CACGACGCGAGAAAACUUGAUCAAUGCAACGCAAUAGCCGCGUCCUCGUCGCGCCGGCUGGCCCCGCAGCAGGACCCGCGCCGCCGUCGAUCGAGUACACUCUGCGCCGUCCAUUCCUGAUCAUUAGCUUUCUCAAGUUCAUUGCGUCGGCGGUCUACCUCGCGCUCACGAGCAUGCUCAUGGUCACGGGCACACCGUCGACCGCGAUUAAAUUUGAAGUCUACGCCAUGCAAACUGCGUCAGGCCCGCUGUAUGGGGUAUUCGCACUGCUGCACUUGGCGGCAGCGAUCGAAAUGCUUGUACCUGCACGCUGUCGGCACCAUACCACCAGUAGCACGUCGCUUCUUCGAAAGGCGCCCAUUUGGCUCCCACAAGCGAUCCAGUGCAUUGUCUCAAGUGUGCAGCUCAUACAAGCGUACAAGCUUAGCGCAAGUGCAGUCUCAAGUGCCGUCACGACCGCCUACUCGCUCACGCUUGCCGCGUCCUGCCUCCUUCCACCAUGGCUCUACUACUCGUCGCACCCGUUCGUGCGGCAUCACAUGGCGCUCUUCUUCUCGUCCUUCUUCGGUUUUCUCUUGGCCACCGGCGUCAACUUGGCAUUUUUCCUCCCGCCGAUGGUCACCGUCACGAUGCGCGACAAGCGUUUGGGGUAUGGCAUGGCGUGGACGACCGAGUAUGUGCUCUUGACGCGCUGCUUGGUUCCUGGUACACUCGUCGAUCUCGUGGAGAAGCUCGUGCUCUUUGGCAUGAGCUACGUUAGCUCGCGCCAGCUCGUGCAGAGUGUCUUUGCGGUCGCCGCGCCCGCAGCGUCCAGCCGGCUCCUCUCGGGACACCUUCGCGCGCUGGCGUCGGUCAAGGACACGCUUUCGUUUCGAAAACCGCGGUCGCGCUUCACGCAUGUGUUUUUAGCGGUGCAUCUCGUCAUUGGAAGUGCUGUGCUCGCUAUGGUGCUAACACCGCGGCCCGCCUGUCCCGCCAACUGCAAACUCGCGGUGGCGCCGUGGUUGACGUCGACGUGUCAGUGUAUUUACUACCAUUUCAACGGCCACGACAAUAUGUCCAUCGAUGCGGCGACAAUAUCGAGCGACCGUAUCGGCGACCGCCUCUUUUACCUGCAUCUCUCCAACUGCACGCAACUGCCGGAUCUGCACCUCUUGGCGCGGUUUGGUAACCUCUACGGUCUCACGGUUGAAUUUGGACAUGCCACGUCAUGGGCCAAGCACAACAAUGCGUCGUGGCCAUCGUCGUUGAUAUCGCUCAAUUUGCGCUACGUUCCACUAAACGUCAUUCCGGAAGCCCUCUUGGAGUUGCCGCCCAACUUGCAAACACUCUCAAUCACGGGCUGUCUCAACCUCUCGCAACUGCCCAACACGGUCCGCAAUUCGUGGGCGACCGUGGCAUGGCUGGUUCUCAACGACAAUGCAUUUGUUGAGAUGCCGCCGUUUUUAGCCAAUUUCUCGGCGCUUGAGCGACUCGUCGUGUCGACCAACCGCCUCACCACUCUCCCCGAGGCCGCGCUCGCGUCGCUACCACGCUUGACGCGGCUCGAAGCCGCACAAAACAGCCUCACGCAGUGGCCACGCCACCUUGUGGACGCCAAGCCCACUCUGUUUAUCGAUCUCAGCAACAACCCGAUCGCUGCCGUGCCCACGACGGGCGCCAUUGCAUCUCGACAGGCUGUGCUGGACGGCAGCGACUACUGCAAGGCGACGUUUGCAGCUGGGUGCCACGCUGUCUGCAGCCCGCUUUGCUCCAACAUUGAAGUCGGCGACAAGGUUUGUCAACUCAACUGCUGGACGGCUGCAUGUCAGUGGGAUGGCAACGACUGCGCGAACGGCGGCUCACAGUAGCUGCUAUGAUAUACUAGUACAGUACAUGGAUGUGUCUACUCGGACCAAGACAAUAUAUCGGAGUGUUAUGGC
Saprolegnia diclina VS20 is the source of this 1922-nucleotide messenger RNA. RefSeq lists its product as hypothetical. The record is from RefSeq and is a predicted model, not a curated record. Bases 24 to 1850 code for a protein of 608 amino acids. NCBI's taxonomy places the organism in Eukaryota, Oomycota, Saprolegniomycetes, Saprolegniales, Saprolegniaceae. Gene Ontology annotation, molecular function: protein binding. The transcript has a single exon.